AUGGUACCGUCAAAUCCCCCCGCCGCCGUUCAGGCCUCCAUCCACCGAACUCCCCAAAGCCCCAUCACCAUACACGCCUGGCUGGCGAUUUCCAGCCCAAUCACACACGCCUACAGCUCCGACUCCAGUCGCGCUAGACUAGUGGCCAAGAUCUACGACCCACUUUACUUCGAGGACGAUGAGGGAUAUCUCGACCCGUUCCGCUGCAUGGACAAGUACUACACCCACGAGGCCAAUGCAUACCCAGCGCUGCGCGAGUUUCAGGGCCGCGAGAUCCCAAUGCACCAUGGCUCCUACACUUUGAACCACCCGGUGGAUGGAGACCGCACGCGGGCCGUGCGGAUGAUUCUGAUUGAGCAUAUCCCAGGCGCGAUUGUCGACCUGGAAAACCGGAUCUACGAGCAGAACAUUUUGCUCAUCGAUCUCGAGCCACGCAAUUCCAUUCUCCGGUCGCCAUCGGCUAGUGACGAUAAUGACGACCAGGGGCCUCGCGUGGUGUUUGUCGACCUGGCCCAUGCGCUUUUCAACCGGAGGCGAGAUGACCCCGCGGCGUUGACGCUGAACUAUUUCCUCGGAGAAUACAUCUCGCCUCUGCUGCGGUGGAACGAAGCCAGAUACAAGGCUUCUCCCUUUGAAGACUGGAUGGACUGUGAUUGGAAUCCCUGGCUUACGGUGGAAUUUACCCACACCGUGCCCAGCAUCACGCCGGAGAUGCGGGAGCAAUGGGCGGAUCUCUAA
Molecule: messenger RNA, 738 nt
Organism: Aspergillus aculeatus ATCC 16872
Lineage: Eukaryota; Fungi; Ascomycota; Eurotiomycetes; Eurotiales; Aspergillaceae
Exons: 3
Coding region: 1-738 (245 amino acids)
Source: RefSeq, a predicted model, not a curated record